Molecule: messenger RNA, 2307 nt
Organism: Haliaeetus leucocephalus (bald eagle)
Lineage: Eukaryota; Metazoa; Chordata; Aves; Accipitriformes; Accipitridae
Product: voltage-dependent T-type calcium channel subunit alpha-1G-like
Exons: 9
Biological process (GO): positive regulation of calcium ion-dependent exocytosis; neuronal action potential; calcium ion transmembrane transport
Cellular component (GO): neuron projection; voltage-gated sodium channel complex; plasma membrane
Molecular function (GO): voltage-gated sodium channel activity; low voltage-gated calcium channel activity
Source: RefSeq, a predicted model, not a curated record
AUGGACGAGGAUGGACCGCGAGCAGCCGAGGAGGAGCCGGAGCCGGGCAGAGCCAAGACUUUCAUCCGCCUUAAUGACCUGUCCGGGGCCGGGGGCCGCCCGGGGCCGGGGGACAGGGAGGCGGGCAGCGGUGAUUCGGAGGCGGAGGCGCUGCCCUACCCGGCGUUGGCCCCCGUCGUCUUCUUCUACCUGAGCCAGGAGAGCCGGCCGCGGAGCUGGUGCCUCCGGCUGGUCUGUAACCCGUGGUUCGAGAGGGUGAGCAUGCUGGUGAUCCUGCUCAACUGCGUGACGCUGGGCAUGUUCCACCCCUGCGAGGACAUCGCCUGUGACUCGCCGCGCUGCAGGAUCCUCCAGAGCUUCGAUGAUUUCAUCUUUGCCUUCUUCGCCGUGGAAAUGAUCGUCAAGAUGAUUGCGCUGGGGAUUUUUGGGAAGAAAUGCUACCUGGGAGACACAUGGAACCGCCUGGACUUCUUCAUCGUCAUUGCGGGGAUGCUGGAGUAUUCCCUGGACCUGCAGAACGUCAGCUUCUCAGCGGUCCGCACCGUCCGUGUCCUGCGGCCGCUCAGGGCCAUUAACAGGGUCCCCAGUAUGCGCAUCCUGGUGACGCUUCUUUUGGACACGCUGCCCAUGCUGGGGAACGUCCUCCUCCUCUGUUUCUUCGUUUUCUUCAUCUUCGGCAUCGUGGGAGUCCAGCUGUGGGCAGGUUUGCUCAGGAACCGCUGCUUCUUCCCCGAGAACUUCAGCAUCCCGUACACAGUGGAUUUGGAGCGAUACUACCAGACAGAGAACGAAGACGAGAAUCCUUUCAUUUGCUCCCAGCCCCGGGAGAAUGGGAUGCGCUACUGCCGGAGUAUCCCAACACGGAGGGAAGAAGGUCUUGAGUGCACCCUGGAUUAUUAUUCCUACAAUGACACUACCAACACAUCCUGUGUCAAUUGGAACCAGUAUUACACCAACUGCUCCGCCGGGGAGCACAACCCCUUCAAGGGAGCCAUCAACUUCGAUAACAUUGGCUAUGCCUGGAUCGCGAUAUUUCAGGUCAUCACACUGGAAGGCUGGGUGGACAUCAUGUACUUUGUCAUGGAUGCGCACUCCUUCUACAACUUCAUCUACUUCAUCCUCCUGAUCAUUGUGGGCUCUUUCUUCAUGAUCAACCUCUGCCUGGUGGUGAUAGCAACGCAGUUCUCCGAGACGAAGCAGCGCGAGAGCCAGCUGAUGAAGGAGCAGCGGGUACGCUACCUGUCCAACGCCAGCACCCUCGCCAGCUUUUCGGAGCCGGGCAGCUGCUACGACGAACUCCUCAAGUACCUGGUUUACAUUGCCCGCAAAGGCAGCAAGCAGCUCGUGGAGGUCUACCGGGUGGCGGGCGUGAGGAUGGGUUUCCUCGCCAGCCCCACGAGCAAGGCAGGGGCUGACCGGCACUCCAGGAAGCGCCGGAGCAGAAAGAGGUCCUCCGUGCACCACCUCAUCCACCACCAUCACCACCACCACCACCACUAUCACCUGGGCAAUGGGAACCUGCGGGCACCCCGCGCCAGCCCGGAGAUCAGCGAUGUGGAGACCGGCUCCCUCCACAAUGGGACCAACCGGCUGAUGCUCCCCCCCUCGGCACCAAACCCCCACGGGGCCCCCGGCGCCGCUCCCAGCAACACCGAGUCCGUCCACAGCAUCUACCAUGCCGACUGCCACUUCGAGCCGGUGCGCUGCCGGUCAUCCCUCCCGCAGCCGGGCCUCGGUUUGCCGAGCCCAGAGGGGAUCCCCAAGAACAUCGUGGGCGGCAAGGUGUACCCCACGGUGCACCCCAGUACCUCCCAUGAGAUGCUGAAAGAGAAGAACCUGGGGGAGGCGGCGGUCGGUGGUGGGAGCAGCACCUUGACAAGCCUCAACAUCCCGCCCGGGCCGUACAGCACCAUGCACAAGCUGCUAGAGACGCAGAGCACAGGUCCCUGCCAAAGCUCCUGCAAGAUCUCCAGCCCCUGCACCAAGCUGGAUGGCGGCUCCUGCAACCCCGAGAGCUGCCCUUACUGCCUCAAGGCGCUGGCGAGCGAGGCCGAGCUGACGGACAACGAGACGGCCGACUCGGACAGCGAGGGGGUCUACGAGUUCACGCAGGACGCCCACUACAGUGACCAGCGGGACCCGCAGCGGGGCAGAGCCCGGGCCAGGAGAGCGAGCCGGGUGCUGGCCUUCUGGCACGUGGUGUGUGAGACCUUCCGGAAGAUCGUGGACAGCAAAUAUUUUGGCCGUGGGAUCAUGGUGGCCAUUCUCAUCAACACACUCAGCAUGGGGAUUGAGUACCACGAGCAG